Messenger RNA from Fusarium redolens, 1548 nucleotides. RefSeq lists its product as uncharacterized. Bases 1 to 1548 code for a protein of 515 amino acids. The transcript is spliced from 4 exons. The record is from RefSeq and is a predicted model, not a curated record. NCBI's taxonomy places the organism in Eukaryota, Fungi, Ascomycota, Sordariomycetes, Hypocreales, Nectriaceae.
AUGAAAGUCUGCCUUAUUUUGGCUCCGCUGGUGCUGCUGGGUGAUGUUGUUUCAGCACAAACCAGUUUAACUGAUAUCUGUACUGGCAGCGCCAACAAUGGCUGUAAAACAACUAUCACUGUACCAAACGGCUUCAAGAUCGUCACAACAAAGAAGAAAAAUGUUCGUUCCAUCCAAUUCAACUACAUCAAGGUCAACGUCUGCGAUCAAAUCCGUAAAGCCCUCGGCACAACGCUCGGCAACAAAUUCCUCAAGGCCAGGGACCCUAUCUGCAAUUGCUUCACCAAGUUGCGCACUCUUAACUCCGAGGGCAAGUUUGCGUCUUCCUCGGCUGGUAACUUUGACUUGGCGAAUAACUACUAUCUUGAUCAGGCCGGGACCCUGGAAAAGUGUUUGACGGAUGGCGGUCUUAAAUAUUCUCAAACUCGUGAUGCUACCUUGAACAAACUCAAGGCGACCGGCUGGGCAGUUGCCCUAGGGGCUGAUAUGGCCCGCGGAACCUUCCGUGCCAUGAUCACCGUGAUUCAUCCCUGCCGAGUCACAGGUGUCUGCAACUCCGAACAAAUUUAUGCUGUCUUUAGUAAUUACCUCAUCGCCUCGUACAGAAUUCUUCUUGUCCCUAUCAUCCCCAUACUCAACCGCUGGAGAGACAACCUCGACCUCAUCACAAAGUCUACUGGUUACGUUAUGACUGCUACAGACGAGGUCAAAGAAGCCUUUAAUGGCGUUGAGUCGACCCUUAGCGGCUAUUAUGACUCAAUUUGCAACGGCCUGGACUAUUGCGGGAAUGAUCGCCCCAAUGUCAAAAGAUUCAUGACAAAUGUUCAAACCGUUAUCAAUUUGUCCGAAAAGCUCAGUACAGCUAGGCAGAUAUUCAGUUUCAACUCCAAAGCCAGCAAUUUGUUAGACGAUGUCAACAAGCUCAGGUCAAAUUGGGCUUAUAUCCCACCAGUCAAUGAAAUGAUCAGCAGAAUUCAGAACAACGAGAUCAAAGUCGCCAAGGAUGUCUUCAAGUUCAUGCCCGUCGUUGACGGAAUGUCAGUUACCUCUAAGAAGGUCGCCACUGAGCUUGCCCCCCUGAAGUCAUUUGUCACCGAAUAUCUGGCGGAUUCCAAAGCUCUUCAUGAACUGAUCACUAGUAUGUUGGCCAUUGACUGGGAAAAGGUCAAUCAGGCGGAAUUUGAUAAUAGCGACCAAAAUGGCUAUUACGUGCGCAAUGGUCUCAUCUCAAUCCAGGUUAACAUCAAGAAAGAGCUCGCUGAGGCAGUCAAGCUCUACUUCUGGCUUAUUCGGGCAACAGACGCUCAGUUGAAGGAAUUCACCCUGACCAAUGGUCGCUGGAAGAUGGAGUACGGUACCGUGGCUUUCCAGCGAUGGAGCACCAUUGAUAUUGACAUGCCUUGCACCAAGAUGACCACCAAGACGGAAAGGAAGGAUGGUCUGACGAAGACAUCUAACCAGUAUCGGACCUACUGGAAGUGUCAUUUUGGUCCUCACACGUCUCAGUAUCCUGCCGCUCAUGUUCCUUAUGUGAGGAUGUAUGAAUGA